AUGGCUACACACAGCGGGUUUCCGGAUUCGGAUCCCGCAUCAACUUCGACUCGGGGCACUAUGGCGGAUUCCCGAGGCAUGAGUUCAGCCACGGCGCGCCUUCGCGACACUCUCAAGACAAACGGAUUCACGGACAAUGUCACCGAAGCGAUGGGCCUGCUGGGUCCUGACGAUGGCCAUGAUGCUCCUCGCAAGGACAGCUGGGCUGCAUUGAAGGACUUUGAAGAGCUUCCAUGGUGGAGGAAACCAGCUGUCUGGUGGCUAGUCGUACCUUAUGCCAUGUUCACGUUGGCCUUUGGAGGUUCGCUGGUCCCCAAGAUUAAUCUGUACGAUUCCCUCAUGGCUGAAUUGUGUCGCUCAUCUCGCAAUCUAAUCAUCACUCUCAUCUGUGACCGGUACUUUGCCGAUAGAUCAGCAGCAGACCCCGGCUUCGUCUUCACACCUGUUAUCCACGGCGGCAACAACCCCCAAUGCAACAUCCCCGACGUACAGCGCCUAGUCGCAAGCUUCACCUUGUGCAUGAGCGUCUUGGUGGGCAUAAUCAGUGCUUUUACCGCACCCAAGCUCGGAGCCCUCUCGGAUCGAUAUGGUCGCACAUCGAUGGUGGCCAUCUGUUCCAUCGGCGGUGUCAUUUCCGAGAUUACGGUCAUCUUGGCUGGAAAGUAUCCAGAUACCAUCCACUACAGCUGGAUUUUGCUCGGCUCCUUCUUCGACGGCCUGGCCGGUUCCUUUACCGCCGGCAGCGUCCUCAUCCACUCGUACGCCAGCGAUUGCACGCCCCCAUCCAAGAGAGGCGUUGCCAUCGGUUACCUCCACGCAUGUCUGUUCACCGGCCUCGCCUUUGGUCCCCUCCUUGCCGGAUACUUCGUCAAGUGGACAGGAUCCCUUCUAUCCAUCUUUUACGUUACCCUGGGUUGCCACAUCGUCUUCAUCCUGUUCAUCUACUUCGUUACCCCCGAAUCGCUCUCACGGAGGCGCCAGCUACUGGCACGCGAAAAAUACGCGAGGGAGCAGGAGGCUCUCGGGGAGGUACCCCGCUGGGCAGCCGUGGUGUCCAAGUUCAUCCCAUUCGGCAAGCACUUCGGACAUGGUGUGCGUUCUGUGCACAGGGCGAAUCCUUUUGCUCCGUUGAAGAUUCUGUUUCCGUCUGGUCCUCAACAUAAACGCCUGCGCCGCAAUCUUAUCACGCUGGCACUCAUCGACGUGUCCAUUCUUGGAACUGCCAUGAGCUCCGGAACCAUCUUGAUCUUGUACACUGAGUUCGUGUUUGGCUGGGGAAAUCUCGAGGCCUCGCGGUUCAUGUCCCUGGUCUCGAUGGUCCGGAUCUUCGUUCUCAUUGGCAUUUUCCCCGUCAUCAAUUACAUUUUCCGUACUCGGCCUGCAGCUCGACGAAGGAGGGAGUCUGGCGACUUGCCGGUGGACGAGAAGAAUGUCGGCGCUGACGAACUGGACGUGUGGGUUCUGCGAAGUGCCCUGAUUUCCGAUGUUAUUGGCAUCGGCGGGUACAUCUUUGCUCGCACCCAGGAGUGGUUUAUUCUGUCGGCCGUCAUCGCGGCCUUUGGCGGUCUCGGAUCGGCAUCGAUUCAGGCCUCUAUGAGCAAGCAUGUUCCGACUGAGCGGGUGGGACAGUUGUUGGGAGCUGUCGGGCUGCUUCAUGCCCUGGCUCGUGUCUUUUUCCCCAUCAUCUUCAAUGGGCUGUACGCAGCUACCGUGUCGACGUUCCCGCAGGCGUUCUUUGUGUUGCUUUGUUCUAUCUUUGCGGCGGCGUUGGUUGCGUCUUUUACUGUUAGACCUCAUGGUAUGUUCUCAGUCCCCUAG
This is a messenger RNA of Neurospora tetraspora, 1818 nucleotides long. RefSeq names its product major facilitator superfamily domain-containing protein. Bases 1 to 1818 code for a protein of 605 amino acids. NCBI's taxonomy places the organism in Eukaryota, Fungi, Ascomycota, Sordariomycetes, Sordariales, Sordariaceae. Gene Ontology annotation, cellular component: membrane. The record is from RefSeq and is a predicted model, not a curated record. Gene Ontology annotation, molecular function: transmembrane transporter activity. The transcript is spliced from 3 exons. Gene Ontology annotation, biological process: transmembrane transport.